Mytilus californianus (California mussel) is the source of this 4697-nucleotide messenger RNA. Its product is annotated as sodium/potassium-transporting ATPase subunit alpha-like. Bases 167 to 3268 code for a protein of 1033 amino acids. The transcript has 19 exons. Gene Ontology annotation, molecular function: P-type sodium:potassium-exchanging transporter activity; ATP hydrolysis activity; ATP binding. NCBI's taxonomy places the organism in Eukaryota, Metazoa, Mollusca, Bivalvia, Mytilida, Mytilidae. Gene Ontology annotation, cellular component: membrane. Gene Ontology annotation, biological process: intracellular potassium ion homeostasis; intracellular sodium ion homeostasis; sodium ion export across plasma membrane. The record is from RefSeq and is a predicted model, not a curated record.
UCUGUUCUUAUUUUGAAAUAAAACAAUUUCAAAUCUUAAGGAAUUUUAGGUGAUUAUUUCGCAAUUCCAUUUAAAAAUGUCAGAGUCAGUGUGUUGACGUCACAGAAUUCGUAAUUUUCAUUGGUUCCUCAAAUCAAGCUUUCCAUUGCAGUGACCGUCGGACACGAUGGCGUCGACGAAGGUUUCCAAGUCUAAAGAGGACAAGAGGGCAGACAGCUACAGAUAUGCUGUCACACCUGGUGGAGAUGAUGGCAAGAAAAAGUCCAAAAAGACAAAGAAGAAGGAAAAUCUUGAUGAACUUAAACAAGAACUUGAAAUGGAUGAGCAUAAAAUACCACUUGAAGAAUUAUAUGAAAGACUAGGAUCUGAUCCCAAUUCGGGUUUGAGUUUAGAAGAAGCAAAACGUAUUUUAGAAAGAGAUGGUCCAAAUGCUCUAACGCCGCCACCUACGACUCCGGAGUGGGUGAAGUUUUGUAAACAAUUGUUUACUGGGUUCUCGUUACUAUUGUGGAUAGGAGCUAUUUUAUGUUUUAUAGCUUAUUCUAUUCAAGCUUCUCAAGAUGAAAGUCCACCAGGUGAUAAUUUAUAUUUAGGUGUUGUAUUAACAGCUGUAGUAGUUGUCACUGGUUGUUUCUCUUAUUACCAAGAAGCCAAAAGUUCUAGAAUUAUGGAUUCCUUUAAAAACAUGGUUCCACAAUAUGCAAGAGUACUCCGAAGUGGAAAUACAUAUGAAAUAAAAGCUGAAGAGAUUGCAUUAGGAGAUAUAGUUGACGUCAAAUUUGGAGACAGAGUUCCUGCUGAUGUCAGAGUAAUUGUAGCUCACAGUUUCAAGGUUGACAAUUCCUCACUGACAGGAGAAUCAGAACCACAGACCAGAAAUGCUGACUUCACCAAUGAAAAUCCCCUAGAGACUAAGAAUUUGGCUUUCUUCUCUACCAAUGCUGUGGAAGGAACAUGUAGAGGUAUUGUUGUAAGAACUGGUGACCUCACUGUGAUGGGACGUAUUGCUAACUUAGCCUCAGGAUUGGAUGUUGGAACAACACCUAUUGCUAAAGAGAUUGCUCAUUUUAUCCACAUAAUUACUGGUGUAGCUGUAUUCUUAGGAGUGUCAUUCUUUAUCAUUGCAUUUAUCUUGGGAUAUUUCUGGUUGGACGCUGUUAUCUUCUUGAUUGGUAUCAUCGUAGCUAAUGUACCUGAAGGUCUCCUGGCAACUGUCACUGUAUGUUUGACACUGACAGCCAAACGUAUGGCUAGCAAGAAUUGUUUGGUAAAGAACUUGGAAGCUGUAGAGACUUUGGGAUCCACAUCAACCAUUUGCUCAGAUAAGACUGGUACCUUGACACAAAACAGAAUGACAGUUGCUCACAUGUGGUUUGAUGGUAAAAUUGUUGAGGCUGAUACCAGUGAUGAUCAGACAAAUGCUACAUACGGAAGAGCAGAUGAGUCGUGGAUGGCUUUGUCAAGAAUUUCUAUGUUGUGUAACCGUGCUGAAUUUAAAGGAGGCCAAGAUAAUGUUCCUGUAUUGAAGAGAGAGUGUACUGGUGACGCAUCAGAAUCUGCUUUAUUGAAGUGUGUUGAAUUGUCUAUUGGAAAAGUAACAGAAUUUAGAGGCAAGCACAAGAAAAUCUGUGAAAUUCCCUUCAAUUCUACCAACAAAUACCAAGUAUCUAUUCAUGAGACAAAUAAUCCCAAUGAUCCACGAUAUCUCUUAGUGAUGAAAGGUGCACCUGAAAGAAUCCUUGACAGAUGUGGAAGUGUCUUGUUUCAAGGUAAAGAGAUUCCAUUGGACGACAACUUCAGGGAAUAUUUCAACACUGCCUACAUGGAAUUAGGAGGUCUUGGAGAAAGAGUAUUGGGAUUCUGUGAUUAUUUCUUGCCAUCUGAUCAGUACCCUAUGGGAUAUUCAUUUGACUCUGAAGAACAGAAUUUCCCAUUGUCUGGUCUUAGAUUUGUUGGACUAAUGUCUAUGAUUGAUCCUCCUAGAGCUGCUGUACCCGAUGCUGUAGGAAAAUGUAGAAGUGCUGGUAUUAAGGUUAUCAUGGUUACUGGUGAUCAUCCAAUCACAGCUAAGGCUAUUGCUAAGGGUGUUGGUAUCAUUUCUGAAGGAAGCAAGACUGUUGAAGAUAUUGCAGCUGAUCGUGGAUGUCCAAUUGAAGAGGUAGAACCAAGUGAAGCUACUGCAGCUGUUGUCCAUGGUUCUGAUCUUCGUGACAUGACCCCAGCACAGAUUGAUGAGAUCCUAAAGAACCAUCCUGAGAUUGUAUUUGCCAGAACUUCACCACAACAGAAAUUGAUCAUUGUAGAAGGUUGUCAGAGACAGGGACAGAUUGUAGCUGUAACUGGAGAUGGUGUCAAUGAUUCUCCUGCUCUCAAGAAAGCUGAUAUUGGUGUUGCUAUGGGUAUUGCUGGUAGUGAUGUCAGUAAACAGGCAGCUGAUAUGAUCUUGUUGGAUGACAACUUUGCCUCCAUCGUUACUGGUGUUGAAGAAGGUCGCUUGAUUUUUGACAAUUUGAAGAAGUCUAUUGCCUACACUUUGACCUCCAACAUUCCUGAAAUUUCGCCAUUCUUGUUCUUCAUCUUAUUGGAUAUUCCCCUGCCACUAGGAACCAUCACCAUUCUUUGUAUUGAUUUGGGAACUGACAUGGUACCAGCUAUCUCCCUUGCUUAUGAAGGACCAGAAUCAGACAUCAUGAAGCGUGAACCUCGUGAUCCAGUCAAGGACAAACUUGUAAAUGAAAGAUUGAUCAGUAUGGCAUAUGGACAGAUUGGUAUGAUCCAGGCUUCAGCUGGUUUCUUUGUAUACUUUGUCAUUAUGGUAGAGAAUGGAUUCUGGGUAUCCAGAUUGUUAGGUCUUCGUGAGGAAUGGGAUUCCAAGGCUGUUAAUGAUCUACAGGAUUCUUACGGACAGGAAUGGACGUAUGGACAGAGAAAGAUUCUAGAAUACACAUGCCACACAGCUUUCUUCGUUUCCAUUGUCGUAGUACAAUGGGCUGAUUUGUUGAUCUGCAAGACUAGAAGAUUGUCCAUUGUUCAACAGGGAUUGAAGAAUCACCAUAUGACAUUCGGCUUGUUCUUUGAGACUGCACUAGCUGCAUUUAUGACUUAUUGUCCAGGAUUGGAUAAGGGACUUCGUAUGCAAAACCUCAGGGCCUCAUGGUGGUUCCCAGCCAUGCCAUUCAGUUUAGCCAUCUUUAUAUAUGAUGAAAGUAGAAAGUUUAUACUGCGCCGAAACCCUGGUGGAUGGGUAGAGAGAGAAACCUAUUAUUAAAAACAGUGUGUUGUAAAGAGACCUACACAAACUUUGUACUUAGUGAUACAAAAAUUUUAGAUUUUUUUGAAAAGUGUCAUUUUAAAGAUGUUCUUAACUGAAUUUUUAUCCAGAUCAUUUUACCGUUUUAAUAUAUUGUUGAAAAUAUUGUGAAAGAUGCAUGAUUAAGACAUGGAAGUAACAGGAAAAUUUUUGCAUUUAAUAAAAUGGUGAUGAAUGUAUAGUAGUAAGAAUUGAUGAAGUUAAGUUUUUUUAUGUUUUUCUUUUCCAAUGAUUUUGUGAUUUAUGCACACAGUGGUUAUGUGUCAUGUGUCAUGUGAUAAACCAACGUCAUCUUCACACAUAUGUAUGUUGUAAGAUUUGUAAAUACAUCUUUUUUAUUAUUUUUAGAAUCAGAUUAUUUUAUUGUUCACAUUCGACUAGAAAUAAACAUUUUAAAUUGGAAAUCUGGAUUCAUUCAGUUGAACAGUUGAAAUUUGUAUGUUUUGGUUGAAUGUGUAAAUGUCAUGUAGAAUGCGAAACUUUUAUAGAAAGUAGUCUUUUACCAAAAUGUUUUUUUGUAUAAUUGCUCACAUAUCUGUACAUAUAAUCUGGCGAACAUUCCACAAACAUGAAUUUCAAGGCAUAAUAUAUUCAGAUACAGAAAAGCAGUUCAAAUGAGAAUUUUGACAUAAAGCUGACAAAAAAUUUGAUUUAGUCAAGGGGAUCAUUAUAUGGAAUAGAAUCAUAUUAUAGCAAAAUUUAUAGUUUUAAAAUGGAAUCUCAUUUCUGAUUGUUUGUUGGAAAUAUACAAGAUAACAGCUGAUGUCAGUCAAGGUUAUAACUUAAAUAAAAAGCAUUUACUGUAAUAGUUUGAAGGUCCUUUGUUGUCAGUGCAAUAAUGGUGACGGGGCUUUAUAACAAAAUCAUUAAAAUAUAUCUAUAUACAUUGAACAGAGAGAAAAGUAGAGAUAAAAAAAAAACAUGCCUUUAGGGGGAAUUAGUUUUGUAUACUAAAAUUUCUAAGAAGAGUUUAGAGUUACAUAUAUCCAAGGUAUAUAACAAAUUCUACAGGGGACCUUCAAAUAAUGUAGUACUUGUAAAAUGUAGAUUAGAAAAAGAAUAUGUGGCAUGUUUAAAAUAUUCCCUAUACUAUCAUCCUACCUGUAUUAUUAGAUGAAAGUUCUAAACCCAAACUCUCAAAAACAGGUUAAUUUUAUUACAUAUGUAUAUACAAGUCUGAAUUGGUUGUGACACUAAUACAUGCUACAGAGUAUAGGUGAUAUUUUAAACAGAACUAUUUCUAGGCAAUACUCCAGAGCAAUAAGAUGCCUAAAUUUUGAAUCUCACGUGUCACAUAUCAUCUGAUUCAUGUGAACCUGUUUUUGUACCUCAGAUUCUUCUGGAUGUAUUACAGAAUAAAUUUCAUUAAAAACUUUAAAUAAUGUAA